Molecule: messenger RNA, 1130 nt
Organism: Terrapene triunguis (Three-toed box turtle)
Lineage: Eukaryota; Metazoa; Chordata; Testudines; Emydidae
Product: DNA (cytosine-5)-methyltransferase 3-like
Exons: 12
Coding region: 51-1130 (359 amino acids)
Biological process (GO): negative regulation of transcription by RNA polymerase II
Cellular component (GO): nucleus
Molecular function (GO): DNA binding; enzyme activator activity; DNA (cytosine-5-)-methyltransferase activity, acting on CpG substrates
Source: RefSeq, a predicted model, not a curated record
UGCGAUUACUGCUGCCGGGCGGUCCUGCGUAUGGUCCAUAUAGACACAGCAUGGCCCAGGGAGAGCCGGUGCUGGUCCUGUCGGACACAGACAGCGCAGAGGACGUGGAGGAGGUGGAGCCCAGCUUCUCUGGAAUAACGAUAGAGCUGCAAGAUGAAGAAAGCACUUCUUCUGAUGUGAUAUCUCUUGACUCUCUUGAAGAAAUAAUGCCUGCUACACUCUCAAGCCCCAACAGAGAUCUUAUUGCACAUGAAGUAAAUGAAAACCAAAGGAGUAUUGAAGAAAUCUGCAUCUGCUGUGGCAGUUUCCAGAUUCAUACCCAGCAUCCCUUGUUUCACGGAGGAAUUUGUACUCCAUGUACGGAGAACUUUCUGGAAACAUUUUUCCUGUAUGAUGACGAUGGCCUUCAGGCCUACUGCACAAUAUGCUGCUCAGGGAAGACUCUGCUAACGUGCGAUGAGCCAGCUUGUAAUAGAUGCUAUUGCCUGGAGUGUCUGGAUGUCCUUGUAAGUCCUGGUACUGCAGAGAAAUGUAAAGCAAUGAAUACAUGGCUGUGUUUCAUGUGCCUCCCCUUGAGUUCAAAUGGUUUGCUGAAGAGGAAGAAGAGAUGGCGUGCGAAACUGAAGUGCUUCUACGAUCAGGAAUCUGAGAACCAUCUUGAGAUUUAUCAGCCUUUAUCCGCAUGGGAACGAAAGCCAAUCAAUGUUCUCUCCCUUUUUGAUAAUAUUACCAGAGAGAUGAAAAAUCUUGGAUUUUUGGGCAGCAGCAUGGGGGAUGGCAGGCUGAUAUACUUAGAUGAUGUCACCAAUGUUCUGAGGACAGAUGUAAAAGGAUGGGGUCCUUUUGAUUUCAUAUUUGGUUCCACUCCUCCAGUUGGAAAUUCCUACGAACACCCUCCAGCUUGGUACUUCUAUCAAUAUCACCGCAUCCUACAAUACGGGAAACCCCCAGAGAGCAGUCAGAGGCCAUUCUUCUGGAUGUUUGUGGAUAAUCUGGUGCUGGAAAAAGAAGACAGAGACACAGCUUCGCGAUUCUUUAAGAUGGAGGCAGUGACUAUCCACAGGGAACAUGCAGAAACUGUCCAGAAUGCUGUGAUCUUGUGGAGCAACAUACCAUCUGUUAAGAGGUGA